GCUUAAUAGUAUUCGUGACUUCUAAAAAUGAGUCUUUCAUCCGAUCUCGCAAAUCUUCAGAUCAGCGGCACUAAAAAGCAGCUGUCUGUUGUGCCACCCUGGCACCGAUAUCAUACUUCUGACCAGAGUUGCACUAUGCUUUACCUUGUCUCCUCUCCACUGCCAAGCAACGUCACUACCGUUCUGUUUGAUAUCACAACUCGCAAUCAAGGAUGGUGCCUCAACCCUCAAGAUGGCCUUUGGUCCUGGUUCGAGGUCUCCAUACUGGGCUCGUGGCAGGAGAAUGCAAUGCCUGACCUGGGUCAUUUGAUGAAUCCGCCGUAUAUCCAGCCAUGUCCGGACGACUUUGGCGAGCUCCUGCAAGAACAAGGACUAUACUUUAAGGAAAUACCCUCUGGGAUUGCUGCCUCAAGCUCGAGAAUUAGCAUGGAGCUAUUCAGAACCAGCAUGAGUCGCAGUUGGAUCGAACAGGUGCUCAUUUACCAAAAGGACGGCAGUGAGAGGGGGGAAUCUUUUGCUUCGCUGCUGGAGGAAGGCGAUCGGCUGGUUAUCUGGGCGCGAACAAAGUUCCCUGGAUGGGUCAAUUAUGUCAACCAGGCUAGCAUCAUGAUAUCAACCGCUGUAAGUCCCAGUGUCAAAGAUGCAGUUGAAGGCGGCGCAAGUGUGCUAGGCAGCGCGCAGUCGGCCCGUCUGCCACAACUUGUGGAGAGAGAUUCGCUACUUCCCUCGAACGAUGUGGAGGAGUUGACUACGAGGACAGAUAACAUUGCGAACAUCGACUGGCAAAAAGUCAUAAACGACAUAGUCAAUGUCCUAUGUGGCGAGCCUCUCGCAAGGCGCAGUACUCGGGGUUAUAGCACCCCAGGCAGAGCGGUAUCCACCCUUCCCGACAUAGAGAAGGAUUCCGUAGAAAGAGAUAAUACUUCUUCUAACCAGAUUCCGACGCGAAAUGAACCAGACAAGGACGGCGACAAGGACGGCAUGAUCGCCGAGGAACAAGAAAAUGAACAGAUAUCUCGAUUAGAGGCUGCCUUGGCACAUAUGUCUCCAUAUGAUUCUCACAAACCUGAUGUGCUUUCAAGUAUUGGUUUCGGUUACAUGUUCCGCUACAGGAGGAAUUCGAAAAAGGAGGACAUCGAGAAAUCACUCCAUUUUCAUCGCCUAGCAAUGGAGAUGGAAACUGAAAAUCGGGUUUAUCGAGCACGUCUUGUGUUAGCCCUGCUCGACCGAUGGAGGGGUUUCCAUGAUCGCGCGGAUCUCGAUCUAGCCAUCAUCGAGCUUGAAAAGGUAGUUCCCCUUCCUCUGAGUUUCUCUCAGCGUCAAGGGUACUUGCAAAGUUUCGCCAAUGCAUACCUAUCACAUUAUCGAGAGACAGGCAGUGAGGGUGACCUCAAGAAAUUGUGCGAGCUAUAUAAGGAACUUCAAUCUACCUUUCCUGCCGGUUCCGUGGAGAGAGCCAUCUACGGAGGUCAGCGGAUGGAGUAUGAUGAGACGAGCAGCAGUGAGGAGCGCGAUAUGGUACUGAGACAGAUGGAAGAUGCUCUCAGCCCCACCCCAGCUCACCCUCGAAGAUAUCAAACCUUGCUCAAACUCUUGUCUAAGCAGUACUACGCGCGAUGGGAGCGAACGGGAGAUACCAAAGAUCUCGAAUUGGCGCUUGCUAGGGCAAAAGACCAUGUGUCGACAUUACCUGCCAACGACGUUAGCGAGUGGUCUGCGGAGGCGUAUGAGCAUCUAGGUCACAUGCAUAGAAAGAGGGGGCUAAGAAGUACGAAUACUGCGGAGCUGGUGGCUGCUUGCGACCAGAUGGAAAAGGCGUUGCGUGCAGCUCCGCCCAACAGCCUAGUUCGCGAUCGGGUCGUCGUCAUGAAGGCUGAAUUUCUGGCCAUGUUGCCACUCGAGCCCCAUCAAAGAGAAGCUUUGCUGAGGACUGCCGCCGAGAAAUGUGACGCCCUACGCAGAACUUGGUUUGAGCGCUUCAGCAAUCCUGCAAAGAGGAGCCUUCUCGAUUUUAUCACUUGGCACUACUGGAAUUUAUAUCAGUUCACCAAUCACCCCGCCGAUCUUGAGCAUGCCCUUAGGUCACUGGAGGGGAGUUCACAGACUGACAGUCUUCGGGCAGGCGGGAGUAGAGAUAUGCUUUGCUGGAGUGGGGAGAUGUGGCUGGCAAAGCCCUCCGAGACCCGGGUCAGUGAUGGUACGGCUACCGGCAGGGGUAUGCGCUAUCUCAUACAAAGCGCUGCCUCGGACAGAUCCCUACCGAGCGAGCGUGUGUUAAGCGCUGUGAGAAUUGUUUAUAAUGCCAACCACUGGGGAAACUGGGAACUGGCCUUGGAAACCGCAGAACGGAUCUUCCCAUUGCUGCCUCUGAUCACCGGCCGUGAACUGAGCAAUGAAGACAAAAUCUACACCUUGCAAGGAAUCUCCACUUUCGCCAGCGAAGUCUCUGCUGCAAUCCUAAUGUUGAAACCACCCAUGGAGGCGCUGCUGAAACUGGAGGUCGGUCGAGGGAUCGUGAUGGGAGAUCUGUUUAACAGUCAGGGCGAUCUUUCAGAUCUACAGCAAGCGCAUCCAGACCUAGCUCAGCAAUACGACAUGCUGCGUCACCAGGCCUUCGACAGCCUGAAGCGCGACGCAUGGGAGACGCGGCAGACUCGGCUACUGAAUGAGCGCCGCAGCGUUUUCCAGGAGCUGCAGCAGUGUGAGCGACGGAUUCGAACGAAAACCGGCUUCGAAGGAUUUCUCCAGCCCAUGAACAUCCGUCAGCUAGUCGACUGUGCCCGCGAGGGCCCGAUCAUCGUCGUCAAUAUCACGUGCACCAAUGCCGAUGCCAUAUUUGUCCUCUCGCCGAGCAUAGUCGGCCAUCACAGACUGGAUACCAUGAUUACUCGGGCGGUGGACAAGUUCCGCGAACGCCUCAUGAGACGCGAAAUGGCUGGGUUGCAUGGCGAUUCCUGGUCCUGCGAAAAAGGCUCCAGUGCAAGGGACCUGGAGAGCGACUUACCCCCGGAGGCAUAUGACAAUGAUCUCCUCUCCUGGCUGUGGUAUACAUGCGUGAAGCCUAUUCUGAGCUCUCUGGCCUCUGAUGGGCAUAUCUCUACCGGAGAAGAGAAGAGUCGGGUCUGGUGGAUUGGCACCGGGGCUGCCGGUGGGCUGCCUUUCCAUGCCGCCGGAGACUAUAGCCAGGGUCCGGGACUCGACGGCGAGAGCUGUCUCGACCACGUAAUUUCCUCGUACACGCCGACCAUCAAGGCCCUCCAUGCCGUGCGUGCCAAGGCGACGGCGCAACAGUCAUCACGCCGGACGACGAUGGAGAGACCCUCUCUACUUGUCGCCACCAUGCCGGAGACUCCCGGCCAUGGUGCGCUGCACGGGGUUCGCCACGAAGCCCAGGGUAUUAUCGACGCUGUGGGUAGAGCUAUGGACGUCAAGCAACUGAUUAGUCCCUUCACCGACGAGGUCCUUUCUCAGCUGCAGGAAUCAGAGCUUGUGCACUUCGCCUGCCACGGGUACUCCGACCCUGGCGAUCCGGCCGACAGCCAUCUGCUUCUGCAAAGGCAAAGUGAGUCUGGUCUGGUUGUCGACAAGCUCACUGUCUCCAAGCUUCUGGACACGCACGCGAUGUCACGGGCGUGGAUUGCCUAUCUGUCCGCCUGCUCCACGGCCGAGAUCCGCGACAGAAGGCUGCUGGACGAGGGGCUGCACAUUACCAGUGGUUUCCUGAUCGCGGGCUUUUCGCAUGUCAUUGGGUCUCUGUGGCCGGCAGAGGACGAGGUUUGUGUGCACAUGGCCACAUACUUCUACGAGGCGCUGAUUACGCGACGUGCCACGGCCACUGAUCCAAACCGCGCGGUGGCGGAGGCGGUUCGCGAUGCGACACUGCGGAUUAGAAGCCAGUACUGGCAGAAUCCAUUGGCUUGGGCUUUGUAUACUCAUGUGGGAGCUUAGUGGUUUAUCAAGGGGGUGUCGCAUUUCAAAUGACAAAUGGAC
Molecule: messenger RNA, 3990 nt
Organism: Aspergillus brunneoviolaceus CBS 621.78
Lineage: Eukaryota; Fungi; Ascomycota; Eurotiomycetes; Eurotiales; Aspergillaceae
Product: CHAT domain-containing protein
Exons: 2
Coding region: 28-3948 (1306 amino acids)
Source: RefSeq, a predicted model, not a curated record